Molecule: messenger RNA, 1466 nt
Organism: Cuscuta europaea
Lineage: Eukaryota; Viridiplantae; Streptophyta; Magnoliopsida; Solanales; Convolvulaceae
Source: the annotation of a GenBank genome assembly
ACACAACGAAAUAAAGAAGAUUGUUUCCUUAGUAAUUCCGCUGCGUACGCAUUCCUUUCUACAUGGUAUCAGAGCGCGCAAAGUGAGAUACGACCAUGGUGGAAACCAACGCAGAACCAGAAUCCGGCCAAACUCCGGUCAAAAUCGACCAUACUUCUCCUUUCUUUCUAGGGCCAGAAGAUAGGCCCAGCGACUUUAUCACUCCCGUACGACUGACAGGGGGCAACUAUGAAGAUUGGGCAAGUUCAGUUCGGUUGGCACUCUGUGCGAGGAGGAAAUACGUAUUCGUCGAUGGAACCAUAAUGAAACCCGUUCCGCCAUGCACAGAAGAGGAUUGGAUGACCAUUCACUCCAUGUUGGUAUCAUGGAUCAUGAAUACAGUGUCUCCAGAGGUUAGCCGCACCAUCUCGAAGUUUGAGGAUGCCUAUCUACUAUGGAAGGAUCUGAAGGAAAUUAAAGAUUUUCCGUUAUAGAUGGACCUCGGUUUUAUCAGGUUAAAAGUGAUUUGGCUAGGUGCGAACAAGCAAAGGCUGUGCCAGUAAGUUCAUACUAUUCGUAACUUAAAGUCCUCUGGGAUGAACUUGACCGGCAUGAGCUGUUGAUUAGUUGCACAUGCGGUAAAUGUACUUGCAACCUGCGUUCAUUGCACGAGAAACGCAGGGACACGGAACGAUUCUAUCAAUUCCUAAUGGGACUGAAUUCAGAAUUCUAUGGUCCGAUACGUUCUCAGAUCCUGACUCACACCCCACUGCCCACGCUUAAUCGUGCCUAUCAACAGGUCACACAAGAAGAACGUGUGAGGGAGAUGACACAAGCAAAGGAAGAUAAAGGUGAGAUCGUGGGCUUCGCGGUUCGGACUGAAGGACGUAGUAAAGGGCAACCUGCAAAGGCGGACAAAUCAGGAUUGAUUUGCACAUACUGUCAUCUUUCCGGGCAUGAAGUAUCCAGCUGUUUUGAGCUCGUAGUGUGCCCUGACUGGUGGGGGGACCAUCCACGUGUUGACAACAAAGGCGGGGGAAGAAAUAAGUCAACGUCUCGCAAGGGAAAACAGAUGAUGCCGGUAAAACCCUCACCCGUGCGAGCAAAUGCAGCAACUGUAGAUGGAGUCUCUAGUGGAGCAAAACAACAUAUUGGACCUGGGAACGAGCAGACUUCACCUUUGUCUGGCUUCACGUCGGAGUAGUGGAAGGCUUUGAUGACAUUUUUUGGUAAUUCUCAACCAACCACCGAACGAAUAUUUGGUAAGAAUAACUAUAUGCGUUGGAUCAUCGACACUGGGCAUCGAAUCAUGUCACCGGAAAUCUUGAUUUUUUGUUUAAUGUCAAAGAAAUAGUUGCUUGCACAGUGGGACUUCCUGACGGCCAAAAUGUUCUUGCUAACAAGGAGGGGUCAAUUGUUUUGACCAACACUAUUAAAUUGGACCAUGUCUUUUAUGUACCUAGUCUAAAUUGCAAUGAGAAAUUUAC